This is a messenger RNA of Clunio marinus, 225 nucleotides long. NCBI's taxonomy places the organism in Eukaryota, Metazoa, Arthropoda, Insecta, Diptera, Chironomidae. The record is from the annotation of a GenBank genome assembly.
AUGGAUUUAAUCCAAAUUCCGUCAAGAUGUUUUGAACCUGAAACUUCUUGGCUUUUUGAGCUAAAUUUAUUUUCAUCUUUUUUACGUUUCGAGGAAGGAGAAUUUUUUUUUCCUUUGGAGUGUAUUCUGAAUAAAGACGCCAGCUAUGAAAAUUUAUUGAGCCGGGAUAAAAAGCUCAAUAGACUUGCCAUCACAGACAUUUUGUCUGAAAAAAAAGAGCAAUAA